Solanum pennellii is the source of this 2536-nucleotide messenger RNA. RefSeq names its product probable receptor-like protein kinase At2g42960. The coding region runs from base 615 to 2141 and encodes 508 amino acids. Gene Ontology annotation, molecular function: protein kinase activity; ATP binding. Gene Ontology annotation, biological process: protein phosphorylation. NCBI's taxonomy places the organism in Eukaryota, Viridiplantae, Streptophyta, Magnoliopsida, Solanales, Solanaceae. The transcript is spliced from 8 exons. The record is from RefSeq and is a predicted model, not a curated record.
UAAUGCAUUUCUCUUCUAUUCUACUCAUUUUUUGCUUUUCCUUUACUAUUCUUUUUUUUUUCCCUUCUCUCUUAACACCACCCACCCCAAAUCAAGAACCUCACCUCUUUAUCUUUCUCUCUCUCUCUCUUUAGCAUAGAUUUCCUCCAUUGCAAACAAAGCUUCCACCUUUACAGCUUUUUAAGGUCCAUAUUGCCUCUACAUUCACAUUACCCACCAACCACUUUGUUUAACCCACCAUUAAAAUAAAGUUUUUCUAGUUUUUCUUCACAAAGAUUGGAUUUUUGUCUGGUUUUCUUUGAACAGUUGCUUUAGCUUCUGUUUUUUUUUUCACUGUUUCUUUUUGACCCAUUUCAGCUGACACCCUUCUUCUUCUGAACUGUUAGCUUUCUUGGCUUUUGUGGGGUUCUUUUGGUUUUCACUUCUGCAUUGGCUUAUCUAUGUGUUUUGGGUUUCUGUUUGAGCAAAAAAAGAAACUUUCUUUGCUUCUUUGGGUUCUUAAGGAAGAAGAUCAAGGGGGUUAAGGUUGGUUUCUGUAGAUCACUGGUGUAAAGGGGGCAAUGGAGUAAAUCUGAGUCUGGAAUUUUGCUUUCUUUUAAUCUGCUGUGCUGGAAAUGUCUUCUGGGGACUUGAAAAGUGAUUUGUCUAGGAAGACAUCAUUUUUGGGUCUCAAACUAUGGGUUGUAAUGGGGUUAUGUGUUGGUGUAUUUAUUGUUGGGAUACUAUGUAUGUUGUCGAUAUGGGUAACGUGUAGGAGAAAAUCUAGAAGAACGUUGGACGGGUAUUCCCAUUGCCAAAUACCCCAUGUUUCUAAGGAUAUUAAGGUUGAUAGAGUAGGUGCUGCGAAUGUACAUGAUCAUCCUGAAAGCUUGUUUCUAACUAUUCACGAUAAACCAAAUGAAACAACGUCGGAGAAGAUGUUAGUCCAUUUGGGUAGGAGCAAAUCAAGUGAUGCUGAUAACAUCAGCCAAUGUAGUUCAAUAUAUCAUCAUGAAAGGGGCUUUAGUUCACAGUCAGGGGAAGAGGGAAGUUCAGGAACAGUGAGAAAACAACCAUCCUAUGGUAUUGCAAUGCCCUCUCCUUUGAUUGGCUUGCCAGAAGUCUCACAGCUCGGGUGGGGCCAUUGGUUCACGCUUAGAGAUCUUGAACUUGCAACAAAUCGUUUCUCUGCUGAGAAUGUGCUUGGCGAAGGUGGAUAUGGUGUGGUUUACAAAGGAAGGUUGAUCAAUGGUACAGAAGUUGCUGUAAAGAAGCUCCUAAAUAAUCUUGGCCAAGCUGAGAAAGAGUUUCGGGUUGAAGUAGAGGCAAUUGGUCAUGUUAGACACAAGAAUCUAGUGCGUCUUCUUGGUUAUUGCAUUGAAGGUGUUCACAGGAUGCUGGUUUAUGAGUAUGUCAAUAAUGGAAACUUGGAGCAGUGGCUGCAUGGAGCUAUGAGACAUCACGGUACACUUACAUGGGAAGCCCGUGUGAAGGUUCUCCUUGGUACUGCAAAAGCGCUUGCUUACUUGCAUGAAGCCAUAGAACCUAAAGUAAUCCACCGAGACAUUAAGUCUAGUAAUAUCUUGAUUGAUGACGCGUUCAAUGCCAAGGUCUCUGAUUUUGGAUUGGCAAAACUAUUAGACUCAGGAGAGAGCCACAUCACCACCCGAGUCAUGGGUACAUUUGGAUACGUGGCUCCAGAAUAUGCUAAUACUGGAUUGUUAAAUGAGAAGAGCGAUAUUUACAGUUUUGGCGUUCUAGUGCUAGAAGCAGUGACUGGUAGAGAUCCUGUGGACUACAGCCGUCCUGCUAAUGAGGUUAAUCUUGUUGAAUGGCUCAAAAUGAUGGUUGGAAAUCGAAGGGCUGAGGAAGUUGUGGAUUCUGAUAUUGAAGUUAGGCCUAGUACUCGUGCUCUGAAACGGGCACUUCUGGUUGCACUUAGAUGUGUUGAUCCUGAUUCAGAAAAACGACCCCGAAUGAGCCAAGUAGUUAGAAUGCUUGAAACUGAAGAAGUUCCAUAUCGCGAGGAUCGACGAAACAGGAGAAGUAGAACAGCCAGCAUGGAAAUAGAAUCAGUAAAGGAAAGUUGCAGCAGCUCAGCUGAUGUGGAAAGCAAGGUGGGGAGAGCAGAUAGCAGCACAUCUGAUACAAUUCUUGGAUAGGGACUCUGACACACAUGCACAUGACUCCAAGUGGAAUGUAUAAUUGCAUCAUAUUCCCCCACCCCCCCUCAAACCCACACCAACCCCUCCAUUGAGAUUUAAAAGCUUUCAGUAACCCAAUGAAGGAUAUUUCCAAGUUGGUUUUCUGAAAAGAUUCCUCUGAAUGACAGAAUGGUAAUUGAAGCAUUGGCUCUUCUUUCAGUGCUUCUGUUGGCAGGUAGUGCAUGGAAAUGAGGACUUAUUGCUAUGUCAUACUAGGAAAGAGAGUAGUAGGAGAGAUUGUUUAUGUACAGAUAUGUCUUGAGGAUUAUGUGUUAUUAUUGUCCUUUCUAAAUACAAUUUGAUCAUCAUUCUUGUCUCUAUUCUAGGUUUGAGUAGAAAACUUUUUCACAUCA